CUUCCUCCUCCCGAAACACCCCCCCCUCAAAAACAAAAGUCGAGACCAGCAUCCUCUGUGCAUGACCGGAAGAAAAAUGGAGAAAAGGAGAUUACCUAGGUCACUGGUGUGCGCCUGUACGGUUAUGCGGCUGUCUUCUAACUCCGAUCGGUGCCUAAACGCAGCGACAAAAGCUUUGGAAUGCACAGAAUUUUGUCAGAGAAAUAAAGAAAUUCAAAGCAAGCAAGUUAUUCCACACACUGGUGGCUCUAAAGCUAAUCCUAGAAGAAGAAAUGAGUUGGAACAAAUUGAAGUAGGUUUGACUCAAAGCACAGUUGAUGAAUAUGAAGUUUCUCCUCUAGAUGUUGUUGGUAGAGUGUUAGGGCCAGAGCACUCUAGGAGAGUACGAUGCAUAGGAUUGGGUGUUGUUCCUUCUAAUACAUUUAGGAAUACAAGAUUUCAUGUUUCUAGCUUGAGCUCUUCUUCAUCUGGUGUUGCCUUUCCAUCUUCAAACCAAUAGCAAGAGAAAUACAACAAUUUAGAAUCAGCUUUUAAGGCCUACAUGAUAAUGAAAGAAGGAAGGAUUCUUGAAGAGUGAUGGAGGCCUAUGGGCCAAGGGCCCAACUACUAGGGCUAUAGCCAAGAGGAUACAUGAAGAAUGAGUCAGUGCUAAAGAAAAGCCCAUAGUUCUUUUUAGUUGGGCUAUAACCUAAAGCCCAUGUAGAUUAGGUUUGGGCCCAAUGGGUUUGUAUUUUGUUUUUGGGCCUUGUAUUUUGCCAAGUAGUCUAGGAAUUUCAUUUCAUUGUAAUUUGAAUUUAGGUUAAAGAAGAGUUUCAUGUGCAUCUCAAUUUAAAUGUCAUUAGCAUUCCAUUUAGAGUGCAUUUCGGCCAUAUGCACUCAUGCACAUGGAGUGACCGAAAUUCACUCUCAAAUGCAUGCUAAAUAACAUUCAAAUGGAGUAACACAUGGGGGUGACCGGUUUGGCACCAAAAUUUGAAUUUAAACAUUCAAAUUUUGGCGCCUAAGGUUUAGUUAACCAUACCAUGGUUUAAUUAAACCUUAGGUUAGCCAAACUUUCCUAGCACACUUCAUUAGCCUAUAUAUUUCCUUUUGGACGUGUAAUCUCACAC
Messenger RNA from Cajanus cajan (pigeon pea), 1109 nucleotides. NCBI's taxonomy places the organism in Eukaryota, Viridiplantae, Streptophyta, Magnoliopsida, Fabales, Fabaceae. The record is from RefSeq and is a predicted model, not a curated record.